UUGUGAGUAUAUAAGAUGAAUAUUUUCGACAUGCAAUUACAGACGAUUCAGCGAUUACCAACAUGUUAAACAAAUUGAUACUUUUAAUUCUGGCAAUCAUUGCCAUUGUAAUGGCAGAACAUAGUGAAUAUAAGCGUGACCUAUAUGGUGAUAGUCAAGGAGGCUAUGGUGGUGGUCAAGGAGGAUAUGGUGGUGGUCAAGGAGGAUAUGGUGGUGGUCAAGGAGGAUAUGGUAGUCACAAUGGACAAAAUGUCUUUGCUAACGGCGAAGGGCGAAGGGAAUAUGGUGGUGGACAAGGAGGAUAUACUGGUGGGCAGGGAGGAUUUGGUAGUAGGCAAAGUAGUCGACAUAGUGGACAAGGCGGAUUUGGAGGUGGUCAAGGUGGAUAUGGUCAUAGAGGUUAUUAGAUAAUAUAUUUACAGGGAAAUGAAUAUGUAAGAAUCAUCUUUGUUUGGAGAAUUUAUUAUCUGUAACACUUUGAUGUAGUAUUCAAAAGGUAGAUAUUUAAGCUAAUACUAUCACACUUUCAAUUUAUUAAACUGUAUUUAUAAC
Molecule: messenger RNA, 552 nt
Organism: Ceratosolen solmsi marchali
Lineage: Eukaryota; Metazoa; Arthropoda; Insecta; Hymenoptera; Agaonidae
Product: glycine-rich RNA-binding protein 2-like
Exons: 3
Coding region: 63-407 (114 amino acids)
Source: RefSeq, a predicted model, not a curated record